AUGGCGUAUGUGCUAUUCCCCAGGUGACUAAUUUGGGCAUACAUUGAUGUCUACCUUGAUGCAUUUGGGGCGGCUCAUAUGUAUCGAUCCUCGGCUGUUCACCAGGAUGUUACAGGCAGAGGCGAUAAAUCUGACCGACAAACUCUUGUACAGUCUUUUGAUCUCCAUGUACGCACACGAUAUGUCUCAAGAUAUCCAUGUCUUCAUGGCUGUGCUGUCUUAUUUAGAUUUGAUCUGGUGGCAGACAUCCUGGCCCCCUAUUCAAUCCUACUGUACCUGCGGACCGAGAGAUUCCUAAAAGGCUGGAGUUGCACACGGAAACGCCUCCUCACAGCUCAUGACGUGACUGAUACCUCGGUGACCGUGGCGGCGGCCAGUGAGGAGGCGAUCGCGGGCCCAUCAGCUGCUGAAAAGGAUGCUGCAAGCAGCCCAAUGAGUCAUCAAAGUCACUCAUUGCUGUCAGCAGCCCUCUCUUUCAUCAGCACGGAGCCUAGAGGGAUGAAGACAUCUCAAGGGCUGCAGCUGGCUUUAGCGAGGCUCGAGGUCACACCACGGUAUAUCUGCAGUCAGUCUGCAUUCAUAUGUAGUCGAAUGAAUUGAUCCUCUGGGCGCCUCUCUCUCUCUCUCUCUCUCUUUCUGUCUGUCUGUCUGUCUGUCUGUCGGUGUCUCCGUCCUUUCGUCCGCAUUUAUCUGUCUCUCUGUCCGUCGUCGUUCAUCCCUCUCUCCCUCCCUCCCUCCCUCCCUCCAUUCAUCGUCAGCUACCUGUAAAGCUAUGGCUUUUGCCAGCUUGUACUUUCAUUCUGUUAUCCACUCUAUUUCUUUUCCUUCUCUCCCAGGCGUUCUCUGGCCGAACAGGUGCACAUUUGGUCUCUGACCGAGAUGGUGGCGAUGCUUUACACCAACGUAGGGGUCCUGGGCGCCUCUGUCCGCCGCAAAGGUAUAUCACCUCUUCACUUCCUCGAAGGCCUUGCCACCAUUUUUGUGCUGAUCCUCAUUGAAUGCACAUUCGAGGCAUUGGUAGGUAUGCAUAUCGACUGCUUCUAUCAUUUGAAUGAUUGUGUUGGUUAUCAGGUCUUUUCUGGAUGGCGAGGUACAAUUUGCCGGUUCUGA
This is a messenger RNA of Vitrella brassicaformis, 1110 nucleotides long. The record is from the annotation of a GenBank genome assembly. NCBI's taxonomy places the organism in Eukaryota, Vitrellaceae.